Petromyzon marinus (sea lamprey) is the source of this 1565-nucleotide messenger RNA. It is a transcript of the gene C33H1orf56, whose product is annotated as chromosome 33 C1orf56 homolog. The record is from RefSeq and is a predicted model, not a curated record. Lineage: Eukaryota; Metazoa; Chordata; Hyperoartia; Petromyzontiformes; Petromyzontidae.
ACCACGUGGCUUUUUGCGUCUCAAUAUGGUGAGUUGUAGUAAGAUGAUGUCACCGCUGCCCUCCCUCGUGCUGUUUAAACGCGAUGACGUCGUUGCAAAUGGGAGCACCGCUCAACGGUGGAAGCGCGCGCCUUUGACAACGGUCGCCACGGGAGACGGUUGCUAGGAGACGGGAGGACGCGCUCCCCUGGACCAGACGCACGUGCUCGCCUCAACGGGUUAACGGGCGAGUGACGUCAUCGCUGCCAACGACUUUAACGGCCGCAUUCGGUGCAUGGAUGCACACUGCAACGACGCUGCAAGCUCUCAAGCGCGCGCCUUGGCAACGGUCGCCAGGGGAGACGGUUGCUAGGAGACGGGAGGACGCGCUCUCCUGGACCACACGCAAACGGCAACGUCGCCAUUGCUCCGGACAAAGUUGGCGAAGGAGCCAUGCACCGACCGAAGCAGACCCUCACCAGCAGCACCAUGCUUCGCUGGUGCUGCUGCUGCUGCUGCUCGCUGCUGCCACUGCUGUUGCUGACCACCAAAACCAUCACCACCGCCGCCGCCACCACCACCACCACCACCGAUAGCACCUCCACCGCCUCCAGCGACGACGAGAGCAGCUCCCUCCAAUCGGGGCCCUGGGGCCCGUGGAACUGCAACUGCGCCGCGGGGUCCAUGAGCCGAGCUCGGCUCGUCGCCGUGGCCCCGGGGAGCGAGAGGCCUUCGGAGGAUGUCCUGGGCCUGGCAGGCUACCAGCGAGUGCCCUGCAACGCCCACGAGUGCAGAUGCAGCAACGGCGAGGGCGACUGCGCGGCGAUGCGAGAGUGCAAGUUGGGCACUGCCUGGAAGUGCGCGCGAGACGAGGUGAAGACUGCAGGCGCAGCACGAGGCGGGGCAGGAGGAGCAGCAGCAGGAGCAGGAAGGAACGCAGUGGCUGGAUUCUUCGGGAAAGUGGCGGGUUUCUUCCACAGGCCGAAAGGGAAGCAAGGGUGAAGGAGCAGCAGCAGCAGCACGGCUUCACUUCAGCGAGCCCGAGCUGUCCGGAGCUGGGCUCUGGAAUUGUAGUUACGUUGCCCUCCACCUGGAAAGAUAUCCACUUGCCUACCCCUGUAUUUGAAUUCACGUUGUCGUUUUUUUUCAUUUACCGAAAGUCCGGGUUUUGUUCUCUAUCUCUCUACAAUGCACGCACACAUAUAUCCACCACGCUUGUCUAUUUUUGUUUUGUUUUACUGGAACCUGAGUUUAAUGAAGAAACAAAAAAAUUAUUUCGAUGCCAGCACCGAAUUGGCACGGUGGCAAUUUUGACGCGUUCCGAAGACAAGGACGGAACGCGUCUCGUGCGUUCGCGAUUAGCUCGAGGUGGAUCGAUGCGAUUGGAUUGUCGAGAUUAGAUUCAACAAUGGGAUUACUUAAACAUAGCGAAGGACCGGCAGCUCAAUGCGGUAGCUCCACCAGGUAACGUGAGCCAUAUUACACGAACAUUGAUAUUUACGCACGCGACCCCCAUGCAUGUAUCGUGAGCUUAAGAGUUGAUAUCAGUGGACUCAAUCUAAUACACGUUUCCACUCUUAACAAAA